CGGCGGCUUCUCGGAUGCGGCGGAAGCAGAAGCGGCUGCUGCAGGCGGUGGGGCUGGCGCUGGCCGCCCUUGUCUUCCUUCCCAACGUGGGGCUUUGGUCGCUUUACCGGGAGCGGCAGCUGGAUGGCGGCGGCGGCGGCGAUGGCAGAGAAGCGGCAGGCGGCGGAGGCGCGGGGGGAGCCCGCGGGGCGGCGGCGGCAGCUGGGGCGGUACCGGCGGCAGCGGCGGCAGCAGCCCGAGGAGAAGCGCAGGUGAGAAGUGGAGGGAGCCGCAUAUUUUUCUCCUCCCUCUCUGUCUCUUCGCCUCACGUCUGGGGUCUUGUGGGGAAGAGCGGUUGCUACUUCGGAUGUAGCCGGGAGACGAGGAUCCUCCUGAGGGGACGACUCGGACUGUUAUUUUUUUUAUUUAAAACAAAUCUGCCUUUCAUCCUCAUUUCUAUAGUCAGUGGUGACGGAAGAGGAAGCGGCCGCUCUCUAUGGGGUGAAGGGCCUCUGCAUUGCCUGUACGUUUACAUUAUAUAUGUGUGUAUAUAUAUCUAUACACAUAUGUACUAUGUGUAUGUGUACACACACACAGAGGGAAAGGAUAGCUGAGCCGCAUAGAGGUUUCUCUAUCUUACACACACACACAGACACACACACACACACAGAGGGAAAGGAUGGCUGAGCUACACAGAUGUUUCUCUCUCUUUCUCUCUCUCUCUCUCACACACAUCCAGGGCAUUGACCCAUUAGUAUGAAGGGGUGACAGGGCGGGGGGGGGGGCAGAGGAAGGAAGCCACACUUCCUUUCAGGCCAAGAGGUGGCUGAGGAUAAAGCAGCUGUCUGGGGUGGGGUGGAGGGAGGCUUUGUGACCCCCAUGCUCUGUUGCUUUUGGCAGGCUCCGCUCCUCGGCCAUUACCCUCCUCUCCUGGGCUAAUACCCUUUGCAAGACUUGUAAGUCAUAGUUGGCUUACCUGAUCUUGCCUGUUCUACUAAUAAGUGAACCGCGUGGAGGUGGAGAAAGUAAGGCAGAGUUUUCCUCCUCCUUUCUUUCUUUUUGGAGGGGAAUAGGCAGUUCCCGUUUUGAACCAGACUGAAUCAUAGGUUGAUUUUGCAAGUGCUCACACAGAAGAGCUGUAGAUUACCAGGUUGUUGUUCUUUUUUUAAGAAAAAAAACCUGAUUGAGCAUCUUUUGUAUUAAGAGUUUCUGGGUUUCCCUUUUAAAUUAACAUGCUGGCAUUAUUCUUGUUUUGGCACCCUGUCAUUAAGGAGCAAAAUAAGGUGAAGAGCAUGAGCUGUCACUAGUAAACUAAUCUUCUUUGUUAUAAGGCUCUCAUUGUUUAGGUCACCUCAGAGUUAAGGGUGUAAGGUUGCAAUCCUGUGCAUAUCUAAUGGGAGCAGCAGUUUCGUCAUGCUGGUAGAAGUGGAUUCUUAUGGCAGAGUAAAUCUGUUACUGCUGCAAGACUACUUGUUGUUUUAACUUGAGAAUUCAUUAACGUAUGUGUUUUAGUUUUGAGUAAGCACACACAACUCAUUGAGGUGAUCAGCUUUAUAUUUUAUCUGUAGUCUUAUAGAGAAAGUGUCUCAGUCAGCUACUUAAGGUAAUGUUCUUUUCAUUUAUCUAAAUAUAUAUACAUUUAGUUCUGUAUUGUACAGCUAUGGUAACUUUAUUUCUUUAGUGUUAAUGAAAAAGGCUUCAUUCAAGACAAAAUGCUGUGACACACAAAUGUGCAGUGUCUCCCAAAAUAAUGAACAUAAAUUCUUAGCAACGUGUACAAUGAGUUUUGAAAGUUCCUGCUGGUAUGUCAGUUAUAAACUUGUUCUGUCUUCACUUGAAUGCCCUAAACAUGAAUCCCUUCUGUUGCCAUUUCAUGGACUUUUGUUUGUUCUUCUAGUUUCACACUUUAUUGCCCUCACUGCUAUUCAGAUUUCAAGAAAAAAUAAUAUUCUUAGGGGUGCCUAAUUAGGUAUUAUAUAUAAAUUAUGUGCACAGACCUAGUCCACAGCCCUAACAACCUUUUUUGGCACACACUAGGAAAGGGGAGAGUGUCUGAGGUGGAAAAUAUUAUCAGAGAAAUUUGUUAUGUUUGCGUUUGACAGAGGGAACAGACCAAUCUUUAACAAGUGUUUAAACACAGUUGUGAGAAAAGAACCAGGUAGGUCUUGGAGAGAAGAGUCAUGGGAAGGGUGCAUUCAGGAUAUAUUAUUGGGUUUAUGGAAGAAGGGAAAUGUACCAGAGAUGCAGGCAGAGAAGUAAAAAGUUAUCUUCUUCUCAAUUAUGUUGAUCCUCAUUUCAGAUCUCUCGGCUGCUAUACCAUAGGCUGGGAUUGGGGGAAGAGGUGUGUGCUUUGAUGAAGUGUUGCCUUCUGCUGUGCUUGCCGUUGGGAACAGUGGCUACCUCCUCUCUGGAGGCCAUGAGGAGGAGUUAGCUUUUGCUUCUAUGUUAGAUUAUAACAUGCCAUAACAUUUGAACCUAGAUGAAAUGCAGUAUUCUUAACUAUCAUCAGUGAGGGUGGGGAGAGGAAACCAGCUUCGAGCAAUGGUUUAUGUAGCUGCGUUUUCACUUACCAUAGUAAAGAUUAACCACAGUUUAGUGCUGGGAUGUAACACUAAAUUGUGGUUGAUCUAAAAUGGAAAGAGACAUGCCAGAUAUUGUCUUUGCAGCUGUGCUGGAGUCAGUAUGUGAGCCAGGGGGUUGCUACAGCUUGUCCGUGUAAUGAAUGAAUGAAUGCCUUCAAUGUAUUGGUUUAAUUUAAAUUGUAGGGAGAUUAGUGCUGUGAGAAAUCAGUGGUUUUGCAGAUGCCAUUUAACAUGGUUCAUAAUUACCUGUAAAACUUUUUAAAUAAUUAAUAUUGGUUUCUGGUCCUUAUAAGUCAUGCCAAAUGUACUGUACCUAUCAUAGCUCUUUCACUCAGCAGUGGAGUGGAAACCAAUAAUGGUAGAACUGCAAGUAUUUGUUUACCAAAAAGACUACAACAUUUAGUGGCUCUCUGUUGCAGCAUUAGUUUAUUACAAAAUGAUCACACAAAGCUGAGUACAGUUGGAUCAUAAAGCUUAUAAUUAAUAAUGUAUUUUCAUCUUUCUCCUCAUUAGGAAAACAUUUGUUAGAUUACUCCUGCAAAGCUGUGAUUAAUUUUCUAAGCCUCCUCUUAGUCUGUUAGUUAGCAUGUCAUUAAAAAAAAAUCUAGCCCUACAAUUAAAAAAAAUAUAGAUUUGCAGUUCACUGUAACACAAGACUCUAUGAACUGCACAGUGCAUGGGAAUAUUAGUACCACUGUCAUCAUAACACCUGGUGAUGGAGGAUGAAAGCUGCGUUCUCAGUAACAUCCACAAGCACGUUUUUGCAUUUUAGUUUUCUGGAUGUGUUAACACCUCUCAGAGGACUGUAUCCUCUUGUUUGUAUAUUUGGCAAGCAUGCAAAAGAAGUCAUCUGUCAUGCAGUCAUCUUUUCCUCAGUCUUAAGACUGUACUGUGGGCAUGGAGGGCAAAUUAUUCAAGUAUUGUAACAGUACCAACCAGUGUGUCAUGUGCUGGCUAUGUUUGCAUCUUGAAUGAUAUAUUGUAGUCCAUAUCACAAACUCUUGAUAAUACUGUAGUCACCAGAACAUCUGGUGAGGAAAGGGAGCCUGUUGUGUGAUAUUGAGUAAAAAGUGCUAAGUCUGGAACUAAAUUGGUACCCUAGAAGCAAAUGUCUCCCCACCCCCAAUAUUUUCAAACACAGCACAAUUAUUCGAGAUUCCCGCGUUGCAGAGGGUUGGACGUGAUGACCCAUGAGGGUUCCUUCUGAUUCUGUGAACCAGAAAAUGCUUAUUUCAAUAAUUAAACUUCCUCAUUUUGUAACUACAUUUCUAAACAAAAUUCUAACUAGUUUCUGUACUACAUUUGAGGGUAAAAUCCUAGGCCUUUGCUCAUGCUUUCAGAUCGCCUACUCAGACUUAAGUGACAGAACUUUCCAAAGUCCAGAGUUUUUUGUUUUUUGUUAUCUGUGUUUUCUGUAAGGUGGAAAGUAUAUUUUUCUUUCUUUUUUUUAAAGACAUGCCUUGCUUUUUACAAUAUCUGAGUCUCAAGGCAUCUUUCAAAAAGUAAAAGCAUACAAAAUACAAAAUUUAAAACAUGUAUUAAAACAUCAGAGAAUAAAACAGAACAGGAUUCAUGAUGCAAAGGCUUACUGAAAGAAAUCAUUUUAAACUGAUGAUAUGAUCAUUCCCAAUGUCAGCACUAUAUCAAAGUAUGGCCCAUUCCCCACAAGUUUGAACAGAGUUCUGUAUCCCCUGGCUCCCUCAACAUAUGCAAAGGCAGAACAACAGGGCAGUGCAAGGAAGGGGAAUCUGUUCCACAGUUAUUUAUUUCAAGUAAUUUGUUAGUUGCCAUUCAAAAUACAUUAUUUUCCCAUGACAGUUUACAUCAUUUAAAACAAUUUAAAACUUCUAUCCCAGGAGAAGAAGUGCUAUAGCUGUGGGGCCACUUCUAUAUGCCAAACUGACCUCUGUUUAUGGCUUCCAUAAGCAAGAUUUUCCUAUAGCUGAUCUACAUUUCUGGAAGGUUCACAUAUUUCCAUCUACCUUGCUGCUCAGACAAGUUAACGUACAUAUUCUGCAAAACCUGUUGAGUGGCAUGUGGCUAUGUCAGAGGGGAAAAUCAGUUGUAGGAGUGUUGAGCCUUAUAGAAGAACUGUGAGAACAGGAUGCUGGACUACAUGGGGCAUUUGCCUGAUUCAGCAGGCUCUUCUUAUGUUCUUAUCUAUUGAGCAUUCAUCCUGAUUUGUAUUCAGGGAAAUUAGAUGGUGUUGGCUAUUUAAUGAGCAUUCAUUGUCAUUUGCUGGAAGGUUAGAUGAUGUUGCAUUUAAGCAAGUAUUGUCCCACACUUUCCAGGGCAUUUUCCCCCUCACUUGCUGCAAAAUGUGUAACCUUUUUGGAAACUAAAACAUGGUGGUUGAACUGCUGAUCAGGACUAAGCAGUGGUAAUACAUUUCACCAGUAUUAACAAGCUCCAUUGGAUUCCUGUCCGUUUCCAGAAUUACAGUUUUCUGUCUUCAGGUAGGUAGCUGUGUUGGUCUGACGCAGUCAAAAUAAAAAUAAUAAUAAAUAAUAAAUUGUCCAGUAGCACCUUAUAGACCAACUAAGUUUGUUCUGGUAUACGCUUUCGUGUGCAUGCACGAAGACCAAACUUAGUUGGUCUAUAAGGUGCUACUGAACAAUUUAUUUUAUUUUAGUUUAGUUUUUAGUUUUCUGUCUGUUUUGAUUCCCACAUUAACUUGGCUACCAUUUAAGGUCAAAGGAUGCCCUUUUCUCUGUGUUGUGCCAUAACACAAGAAGCAGGAAAUGGCAUUUUAUGUGGAAUGUUUUUCUUAGGGCUUUUCACCUGGCAAACAUCCUGGUGAGUUUUGUGUACCAGGCGAAAAACUUUGUUAUAUGUUUCAUCUUUUUGUUGCUGCUAAUUGCGGUUUUAGCUUUGUUUCAAACCACAGCUUGGUUUUACUUUGUAGGGAGUGUAUUUUAGUUGUAGCUGUUUUAUUGUCCUGGAUAAGAUUAAUGUUUAUGAUAUGAUAUGUCUUUAAAACAAAUUUUGGUCUACAGUGUAAAAGACACUACAUUUCAAUCAAUAUAUCUGCAGGGAACAAUUGAUGAUAGUAUAUUACACAUGUUGCUACAAAGCCAAAAAGAGAUUGACCACAAAGACAAAUAAGAAUUAAGAAGUAUUGCAUUUCAAACAGUAGACAACAAGAUGCUUCUGGAAUAUGACAAACAAGGCAUAAGGUUAUGUUAACAUCCGAAAUUCAGAAAUGUAGUAUUUUAUAUAUGGAUGCUCAGUGAGUAAUAGCCCUUUAGCAUCUUCUCAACAUCUUGCAGUAGUGAAUUUCAUAAGUUAAUGAUUAAUUGUUGUUAGCAAUACUUUAUUUUCGCUGUUUCAGACAUGCUGCACAUAAACUUAAGUGGUCAAUCCUUAAUAGAGGGAUUAAAAAGUUUUAUUCACCUUUUGCUACAUUAUUCAUAUCUAUCUGUCUAUAUGAACUACCAGCUAGGGUGACUAUAACCAUAUAAUCAAUAUCUCUUCCACGCAGCACACUUCAUACACAUCCUCCCAUCAAUUGCCUGUGAUUAGUGCAAUACAAUAAUCUAAAGCUUCCCGCUGAAUUUACAUUUAUCAUUUUGCAAUCAGCAGUUACUAUCCAAUAGAAAAUCCUGAUUUAUUUCUAUUACCACUAUGUGUAUAUUCAUUUUGCAAAGUAACCUUUCCAAACUUCUCCCUCAAUUCAUAAAAGUAGGAGAGGCUGUAUUUCCCGUCUGCUCUUGUGAAGUAGCAAUAUAUGGUUGGUAUGGGAUCCUUUAGCUCAGCCUAGAAAAAGUCUGAGGUGCAAUUAAUUAAAUCCACAUCUUCGUAUUGACAUACAUAAAAUAUGGAUAAUUUCAGAAUAAGCCCAGAUCAAAACACAUGAUUUUGAUUUUCCUUUUCAAGAACUGGUACAAAAGACAGUUCUAUUUUCCUGUUGUAUUAUAACCAUCUACAGAUGUUUUAGACAUAAUUUCUUAAUGGGCUUUGACAGUGCCUUCUAAAAGCCAGCUGUUUGGCAAAUUUUGAAUGGGCUAUAAAUAUAUUGUGAAUGUGAGAUAGAAAUAAGUCCCUGCGAAUCAGGUUUCAUGGAGUCUAAACUCUUGAGAGUUAAGCAUUCAAUACUCUCUUUUCUUGUAAAAUAGGUGAUGGAAAAUAUUUAUAUAUUAUCCAGAAAAGUCAUAUUAAUUAUUUAGGACUUGAUGCUGUCCUACUUUUUUGACAGGGAAGAUAAACUGCUGCACUUCCUUUUACAGUUUAAAGAUGUGCUCAUAAUAUGUGUGGAGUCCCUGACAUUUCACAGCCUAAGUUAUGCUAUAUAGAUACAGUGGUACCUCUGGUUACGUACUUAAUUCAUUCCAGAGGUCCAUUCUUAACCUGAAACUUUUCUUAACCUGAAGCACCACUUUAGCUAAUGGGGCCUCCCGCUGCUGCCACGCCACCAGAGCACAAUUUCUGUUCUUACCCUGAAGCAAAGUUCUUAACCCGAGGUAAUACUUCUGGGUUAGCGGAGUCUGUAACCUGAAGCAUAUGUAACCUGAAGCGUAUGUAACCCAAGGUACCACUGUACUUAUAGCUAUCUAAAAGGUUAGAGAUUCUUAAGUCUUUGCUUCUCAGGCAAUAUUGUACUCAGCCGUAAAUAGACCUGUCUUACAUGAAAGGAAGUACAAUUGUUGCAUCACUACCACAUGAUCAGACAUAUUUUGUUUGAUUCCAUUAUUUGCUGUUUGAAGAAAAACAUCUUCUCUUAAGGUGUGGUUUUUGGCUCUUGUGGAGGUUAACCGGAUCAUUUCCAGGCCUUCUCCUGCAUUCAGUCAACUGCUAUCACUGUUGGUGAAUGUUCAGUGUUUAUCAAAAUGCUAAAACUGGGGGGGGGGGGGGGACAAGAUGUAAACAAACAGUAAUCACUGUUUGCAUACAAAUUACUUCAUCAAAAUAGUUCUGCACUAAUUUAUUCAGUGACGUGUGAGAGUUCUGUUUUCAUGAGUCAAAAAAGAGCCAUCCAUGUGUAUUCAUAUUUUGAGUCCUCAAAAGCUAUCCCCACACAGAAUUCCCAGACCUUUAAACCUUUGAGUUUAAAAAGUGGGUUGGGUAAACAUGGUACAAGAAUGAUUUAAAAGAGAAAAUUAUACUGUGCAUGCAUAGACACCUUUCCUCAUUUUUCCCUAUUAAAAAUUCUUCCUGCUAAAUUGUGCUCUCUUUUUUUGUAAAUUUGGAGCUUGCAGAGCACUUUGAAGGGACAUGUUUGUCCCUCUGGAUCAGAGUCAACAGCACUGAGACACAUGAUGUACCAAAGAGUGCUUUGUUAUGAUCUAUCACCAAUAUGUUUAAUCAUUAUCUCCAAAAUGUUGAUAUAAAGGAGCUUUAUAUCAUGAUAUUUUUACUUCAUUAAAGAUGGCUGUUUCAAACAAUAUCUCCAAAAAGGACUGCAUUUUUCCUUGAAGUAAUAAUAUUUGGAGUUUAUAUAGCACAUUUAGAACAUUCUGAGAACUUCACAUAUAUGAUUUUAUUGCAAUUGCCACAACCACCCAUUAAAGUAGGUCAGCAUUGCUUUCCCUUUAUUGCCGAUGAGGCAACUGAGACUGAUAGAGUUUGCCUAAAGCCGUCUAACAAGAUAAUAGCUGUAGUGAGCUUUGAAGUAGAAAUUUCUAGGUUCACAACUUAUCCACUGUGCUACACUAGUUCAGUGUGCUGAUGGAUUCAUAAUAAUAAUCUUACUAAUAAUCAGCCUUCUGAAUUCCUCUUUCUCCAUUUGAAAAACGGGGGGUUGUGUUAGAAUUAAAAGAAAGUUUACGCACAUGUGAGUAAAAACAGUGCCAGCAUCCACAGCUUUGCUUUUUUGUCCUUGUUAUGGCAGUUAGAGGCAAGCUACUGCUUUGUCUAAAAAGGAGCUUGGCACCAUAACUGGUUCUCUCCCACAAAUACAUGCAGGCUCCUUGAGCCUUAACAUUUGGGUUGCUAAUUUACCUUCUGGCUGCUGCAUACCUCUAUUCUGUGCAUUUGUAUUAUGCUGUUUUUAAAACAUAAUUUCUGAUUCAGAAUACAACAGUAUUCCAAGAAGGAAAUAGCACCAGAGCAAAUAGUUUUUUUACCAGUAGGAGCAAUGGAGCAAUCUCUCAGGAUGGUCUUGCCACAGACAAAUGUUUGUUCUUAAAAGGAAAAUGAGUUUUCAUUCCAUACCCAUGAUGGAUCAGAUUUUGGAUUAAACUUGUAGUCCCUUGCAAAUGUCAGUCCAGCCAAAGGAUAUGGUUUUUGAAGGGUGUCUUUGUGGUGUUUUGUAUUUAUUAAAAAAAGAAAUAAAGUGUGUGUGUGUGUGUGUGUGUGUGUGUGUGUGUUUUAAUUGUCAAAAGGAGAUUGACACCUACUUUAAGGUAAGGUUACCAGAUGUCCCCGUUUCCCAGGGACAGUCCCCGGAUUUACAAAUCAGUCCCCUCACAAAAUCCUAUCAUUCUUACUGAAGUUGGAAAGUGUCCCUGGAUUUUUGUGCAAUAUCUGACGCAGGAGGAACUGUACCCACAAAUGCAGGCCCAUCUUAAACAAUGAUUUUUCUUAAGGCUGCAUGCUAGGCUCUGUUUAAGUUUAUGAUCUUUGAUUUUUGUGCAAGGUGUAAAGUUGUAAUCUUGAGAAGUUCCAGAUUACCACCCCCCACCCAAAAUAUCAAACAAACAACACCUUGACACAAAGGCAUUUCAUCUUGUACUGUAUUGGGCAUAAUUCUAGCAAUCCAAUUAUAUGAGAUAUGCCACAAAAUGUAUAAGAAAAAAUGCUAAGAAUCAUUCUAUAUAUUUUUUUAUUUUAAAGUUUUAUUAUAUUUCUGUAUUUUUAUGUAUGUCAUUUGUUCCAUCACAUUGGUGCACUUUGCAAAAAAGCUUAUAAAUACUUUAAUUUAAGAGUGAGUUGAUUUCUUUUAACUAAUGAGAAUUUUUUAACAAAAGGUCUAAACCUUAAUCUGUUGUUUUGUUCAGCACUUUAUAUAUUAUAAAAAAAGUUUUGUUAUUGGAUCUGACUAGAAAUAACAUUAUAUAAUGCUGCCACUUAAUUGGUGAUUUUAUUAUAUUUUUAUAUAGCAUUUACAUGGCUUAAAUAACCAUUCAUAGCUGGAACCAGGCACACCAAAUAGCAACUAAACAAAAGAUUAAAAUUACGUUUUUUUUGUAUGUUUAGCUAUUGAACGUUACUAGAUUUCUUUGAUAAUUUUUCAGCUUGGUAGGCAACAUAAAGGGCUGUUUACAACUAUUAAUCUAAAUCCAUUUUUAGAGUAUUAUUUAAUAUUUCUUUCUACUCUGACCUCACUUUCAUUAAAGCAAGGGAUGAAAACAAUGAAGGAAAGAUUAGCUUCAAGUCUAUAAUUCUUCAUUUUAGAGGGAAAUGUACCUCACUCAGAUGCAUUGACUUGGUACAGAAAACAGCUAAGUAAAGCCCUAUGCAAUGGAUUGUUAAGCAGAAAGCAAAUCCAAAACAUGACAAACCAAAUAUCACUGUCAAAGGUAUUGAUGCAAUACUCCUUUGACCUUUCUUAAAAUGCCACAUAAGUUAAACCCCACAGUUUUGAAAUGUUCUUUGAUGACGCACCAGGGCAGGGUCAUCCUGUAGGUCAACAUUCACCAUUCUGGUGGACUCCUCUUCCCUGGAGGUUUUUAAGCAGAGGUUGGAUGGCCAUCUGUCAUGUAUGAUCUAGUUGUGAGUCGUGCAUUGAAGGGGGUUGGAUAGAUGACCAUUGGGGUCCCAUCCAACUCUACAGUUCUAUGAGUCUAUGUUUUGAAAAUAUGGCUUGUCAGUAAUUCAGUUUAGCCUUGAAUGCUUUCACAAACUUAUAUAUAAUGUUUAUUUAAAAGGGUUUCCAUACAAGGCAGAAGAAAGAAGCUUAUCUUGAAAACAGACAAAGGAAAAAGGACUGGCAUGACAGGGAUGCUAUAAAGAAAGACUUGCAACGUACAGGUGUGUAUGAUAACUCAUUCAGCCUUAAGGCAUGUAAUAUUGAAUUACAUAUUCAGUAACCUAUAAGUAAAAUGGAACUGAGCACAAAGUACUGGGGGAGGGUAUAUGUAACGCAGUAUCGAUUACUGUUAACAGAGUUUACAAGAAAGUCAGCAGGCCUUUGCUAGCAAGUGUCUGGAACGUGCUUCGGGCAGUGGUUGAGCAAAGAAGUCUACUACUUCUGUUUUUCUUUUCAGUUCUGAUAAUUUGCUAUGUUAUCAUAUGGGUGUUCUUUUGUUCCAAGGGAAGAAACUGAAAAAUGCAACAGGACCUCAGACUUCAAACUAGAAAGGAACAGCAGCUAUGUUUGUAUGCUGCUUGCUCCCAACCAUUCUACAAGCAUGAUGUCUUUCAAGGUCUUUCAAGCUAGCCAUUUGAGAGUGCAAUUUGAUGUAUCACAAUGGGCAGGACAAGAAGGAAAGAAGGAAGAACUGCGUGUGGCACACCACCCCAUUUCAAUCUUCACUGGAAGGCUUAAAUGCCCAAGUUUCCAUUGCAAAGGCCUUAAAAGCAUCAGUGGGACAUAAAUGGAAGGGAGAAAAAUGAUGACUGAUGUUAAGCAAACCAGAGACUGCCGUAACUUGCUAUUUUGAAGCAGAAUGAUGUAAAUUGGUAUGUGAGUGUGGAGGCCAUGCAAAAUCUCCCUUUUCCAGUUGAAGUGGCAAAAAAUGUAAGCCUGAAACUGGUGAAGAUUUGUCAUACCAGCCCUAGAACGGAGUUAGGGUUUUUUGAGGCUUUCAUCCUUGAUUUUGGCAGCCUUCUGUGUGGUACAGUAGUACCAGUUGGUGGAGAGAGGGAAGGUUGUGCUGACAACAGCAUCCUGCUAGACUUUAUGCAAUGGGAGGGAAUAAUAAGAGUUAAUCAAAUUGAUCUAGAUAGAAAUUGAGCAUUUGCCAGACUUGGUUUGUGUCUCCAAAACCAAAUAGUGGGGCCAACAGAGAACAAGGGCAGGAAAGUUCCCCACAUAUUUUUAAGAAACUGAUUGGCCUUCCUAGGUUGUGUAUAUUUUGCAUCCUAUAAAUUGAGAUAAAUCUAAUUAGUCCCAAAUCUGACCUUUUUUUCAAAAUGACAGUUAACAAGGUAUCUGUUAUAAACACCGUUUAGUGUUCCUAUAGUUCUUUCAGUUUUAUCAUCCACUUCUCAACUGCUCGAUAGUUUUAACAGAUGUAAAGUGUGGUGUUUGGACAUCAUACUGUGUCCUUGAUAGAAUGUGGCAUAAUGAGUAUUGCCUAGCCAGCCGUGCUAGCUGAGACUAGUGGGAGUUGUAGUCCAUAAUAUCUAGAGGGACCAGAUUGACAGAAUUCAGAAUUCAGCUUUCAGCCACUGGAAUUUUAUAAGUAUUAAUGGCUCCACUUCUUUUGCUAUAGGAAAUGGAGAACAGGGAAAACCGUAUCCUAUGACAGAUGCCGAGCAAGUGGACCAGGCAUACAGAGAAAAUGGCUUUAAUAUUUUUGUGAGUGACAAAGUUUCUCUCAAUCGAUCCCUACCAGAUAUACGACACCCAAAGUAAGUACAAACUUUUCUUGUUACUGAAAGUAUGAAGGUUUCUAUUUCUAAAAUUGGCCUUUCUGUAUCCUAACUUGAGUGUCAUUCCAAUUUGUAUUGCCCUUGCUUGUUACAUACGUCUGCAGUAUCUUGAUAGGUUGAAUUAUCUAAUGUAUUAAACAAGAAACCUGAUAGUUCAGCAACUCUUAACUCUGUCAUCAGAGCCAAGAAAUAAAGCAUAAAUAUUUAUGUACAGAGAUUCCAACCGUUGCAAAUAAACUCUCCUCUGUAUUUUAUGUUAUUGGUGAUUUAUUUUAAUAGGUUUGCUAUAGAGUGGAUAUGUUUUAUUGUCAGUGUUGUUGCUGUUGUUAUUUUCUUGCCCAUCCUUCAUCAGAAGAUCCCAUGGCAGGUUACACCAUAUAAACACACAAUUAAAACAUUGAAACUAUCUGAAUAAAUGAGGAAUAGAAAAGAACCCUGUGGGUCACGGAACAUCUGUUUACUUUGGAUGUAUCCUCACUUUGAGAUUUGGACGUACCCAGGGCUAUGAAAUGCCCUUAAAAUUCUCUUCAGCAAUCACUCACAGCUUGUAUGAUACGUAUUUUGUAAACAAAUUACAUUCAGAAAGUGCUGCCUGACAGUCAUCCUUCUUUUAGUGUUUGAUAUGAUCUCUCAUCUCUUUGACAUUCCAUCCAAAAAGUUUUUCAAAUAUCUCCUCCAUCCCACUAAGAGGUAUCAUUGUUUAAGUCUUCGAUCUUCUAUAGCACCAAUGGGGAACCUCUGGCCUAUGGACCCAGUUAGAAUCUUGUUCUUCCUGAAUCUGUCCUAAUACAGGCUAUUUUUCAACUGUAUGUUUAAUAUUUAGCUACAAUAAGCGAAAAAACUCAAAUAAUAGUAGUAACCAUUCUUUGUAUUCUGGUCAAGCUAGUUACUGUGUUCAUCUGUCUUGUAGCUGCAAUAGCAAGCUAUACCUGGAAAACCUCCCCAACACCAGUGUAAUAAUCCCAUUCCACAACGAAGGGUGGUCAUCACUUCUCAGAACAGUGCACAGUGUUCUCAAUCGCUCUCCUCCUGAACUCAUAGCUGAAAUUGUACUGGUGGAUGAUUUCAGUGACAGAGGUACUUUCAUUAUAAUAUUUAUUUAUGCAGACAUAUGACUGAACAAAAAAAAAGGUAUAUAGCAGAUUACUUGUGCAGAUAUUCUGCUGACAAAAUUCAUUAAGUGAACCCUGCCCAGUAUUCCAAAUGUUGUUGCAUAUAAUAGGAUAUAUUCAUACACAAAAUGCUCCUCUCCAAGGUGUGGAAGAUUGUUUGCAAUUCUGUAUUCAGCUUAUGGUGGAUAACCAAUGUUUGGGUACACAAAGAACUGCCAUUCUGGAAAUAUCCAUAGCUAACUAAAACAUACACAAAGGUUGUCAGAACAGGAACUGCCAUCAAAAUUCCUUUAUUGCAAACUGACUCCAGAAUCUCUUACGUUAAGUCAUAGGAGCUUUUUGUGGAUUUGUGUUUUAAUUUCAACCACUAUUCCUUUAUCUUAUUUAAAUUAACUUAUUUCAUAUACUGACUUUCAGAAUGCUAAUUAUAUUCUUGUGUUCAGAGUGGCUCAAAUAGCUAAUGCUUUAUCAAGCAUGGAAAUCAUUUACAGUUGUUGAAAUGGAGAACAUGUGUUUGUAUUAUCAUUAGAUUUUUAGAAAUAUUUAAUAGAGAGUGAGUUUUUAUAUUAAAUAGUGAGUGAGUUUUUCAGGUCCUAUUCUUGGCUUUUGGCUAAGAUAAUGCAUUUCUAAUGAUGUGAUAUUAUGCAAAGCUGUCCCACAGUGGUUCAUUACUACUCCUGAUAGCUAUUUUCGCCAGUUUAAAAAAGAGCUAUGUGACAGUUAAAUGAACAUUUAUUCAGUUUUGAAGUAGCUUGCAAAUAUAUUCUCACAUCAUAUAGCUCACACGUAUUGCAAUUUUUAAUAGAGUUUUGGUUUUGAGAGAGAGAGAGCUUGUAUCUUCUAUUCCAUUUGUAUACUUCCCUUCUUCCAAAGAUCCCAGGGUGGUUAUCUGGUUUUGGCAAAGUGGUAUGGGCUCCUACAACUGUAGACUUAAGCCACACUGUAGUUAGCGAUGUAAACCCGCCCCCCCCCCAAGAAAACCCCAACCCCUUCACAUGAUAUCCCAUACUUUAAAUUUAUAUCUGCCCAUGUUGGUAAUAUACAUUCUUACUCUAGUGUCAAGCAAAUUAUUUGAUUAAGUUAAGAAAAUUGUUUGUAUUAUUAUAAUAUGUGUAUGGAUUAGCUACUUGCCUGUUGUAUGCCUAUCAAAAUUAAACCAUUACUGUCCACGUAUUUGUGUUUUAUUGGCCUGAUGUAUGUUAUUGAAUUACAUGUAAUACUUUAAUUGCCUGGUGAAGGUUCUGUGCAGCUACCAAUACCUUAUUAUCUUAAAGUUUGUAGCUAGAAUAAAGCAAUGGCAGUGAUCUGUUAUGAAACUUUGCUUUUCUCAAGGUACCUAACCUGACCAACAUGAAAGGUCUAAAAUGGGAUUGUAUUUUUAAUGGUUCAAGCUGUGUUGUUUGAUCACGUCUUCCUUUCAAAGCUUGCAAAGUGAUUUUUUAAAAAAAGUUUUUUUCUAAUUUCUGGUGUUUUUCUUAUUUCAGUUUUCUAGCUGCUUCAUUUACAGCUGUUUCACAUUUAGAUAUGUUUCAUGUCUAAUAGUCUAGAUAUAAGAUGUAUAUAAGAUGUAUAUAUAUAUAUAAGAUAGUAUAUAAAAAUGAUAAAAUAGCAAAAUUAUAAAAACACAAAACUAUUAAACCUUAAAGGUGUUCCAGAUUCUGGAAAUUGGGUUUUAAAGUUGGGGAGAAAUAAAGACUGGAUGAGAAAUCAUUUAAUUUUCCAUGCAGAACACUUAAAAAAGCGCUUGGAGGACUAUAUGGCCCAGUUUCCCAAAGUGAGGAUUCUCCGAACUAAGAAGAGAGAAGGGUUGAUAAGAACUCGUAUGCUGGGAGCUUCUGUUGCUAUAGGAGAUGUUAUUACUUUUUUGGACUCUCACUGUGAGGCCAAUGUGAACUGGUUGCCACCCCUUUUAGGUAAGCAGACUAUCUCAUUCAUUGUUUAUUUAUAUGAUUUUUAUCCUACCUUUCUAAUGCAUUUACAUCACUCAAGCCAGUGCAUAACAAGUAACACUAUAAUUUUGCAAUAAAUUCCCAAUAUCAAUAUGUAUUUCAGUCUGAUAAUCACAUGUCCUGAUAUGGCAUUUCUAGCUAUACUUUCUAGCUAUAUGAAAUACAGAGGCUUACAAUCUGACUUAAAACUAAAAUUUCAUCCAUAAUUUAAUUUUAUUGUUCUGGGACUUCUCAGAACUUUUUUCUACAAAAAGUCAGUAUCUGGCUUAUAUAAAGACUGCUGACAUCAGUUACUCAAAUAAUGCCUCAGUGUGAUUCUCUUUGAGAAAGGGUGAGAAGGUACUUGGAUAAAAUGAAGGUUCAAAAUAGGAUUGUCUUUUCAAUGGUUCUGGCUGUGUUGCUUGAUCAUGUCUUCCUUUCAACGCUUGCAAAGUGAUCUUUAAAAAGUGUUUCUAAUUUCAGACGUUUUUCUGAUUUCAUUUAUUUAACUGCGGUUGGUUCACAUUUAGUAAUAAUAAUAAUUUAUUAUUUGUACCCCGCCCAUCUGGCUGGGUUUCCCCAGCCACUCUGGGCGGCUUCCAACAAAGAUGAAAAAUACACUAAAAUGUCACAUAUUAAAAACUUUCCUGAACAGGGCUGCCUUCAGAUGUCUUCUGAAUGUCAGGUAGUUGUUUAUCGCUUUGACUAUGUUUCAUGUCUAAUAGUCUAGGCAAAGAUAUAUAAAACACGCAUUUUACCAUAUACUUGGAUGAUGGUCCUGUUGUGACUCACCAUGGAUCAGGCUGCAACCACUGAAGCCCAGUGAAAUAUAUAAUCCAGCUGUGUUCGUAAAUUCAAGUUAAAAAGUAGUUUUAUUUGUUUUGUGAAGAUGUUUUGCCUGAAUUAUUUCCUGCCUGAUUCUAACACAGAACUUAAACACAUUAUGGCUGACUGGCAUAUUGGCUUGUGGAAAUAGUUUUGAACUUAUAGAAAAAAUAGGCCAUUAACAGACCAUUGUUUAAAACAAGGCUUGGCUGGUAAUUGUUUGCUUGCUCCACGCAGAGUAGUCUCUCAUUUUGAAUUAUUAUUUUUGCUUUGUUUUGUUUUGGUUGACAGAUAAACAGAAAAGAAUAUAACAUUUGGAUGACAAAAUAGUGAGGCAUUUGGAUAUCUGUUAAUUUUUGUCUAAUACCAAGGUAAACAGGCUUUUCAGAUGUGUGUGUAUAGACAUUCAACAUUAGAAUCCUGCAACUGGCCUGUUUAGUUCACAUAUAAUAUGUGGAAAAUGGCCUUCUCUUGCUGCUUGGCCUUAAUUGUCCUCUUAAGGCUGCACAGUCACAGUGCUGCAGCCCUAGUAAGUGCAUUCCCUAUCUAUGUAGCUGUUAAAAUACAGUUACCCAGCCAAUGCUUCAGAUCUUUAAGAACCAUCACAAACUUUUUGGGCCUUCCCUGGUUGUUACUUCCCUUAUGCCAAUAAAGUGCAGCCAAUGCUACUCCCAGGACUGCAUGAGGUUUUGCUCUAAACUUCUUUUUCCCUUCUUUCCUCAGUGUCUCCACAGCUCCACAAUUUUUAGACAACUUCCCCCAUUGUCCCAUUUUAUUAAGCUUCUGUUGCACUUUCUUCAUUCACCCAUAGUGUUUCAUAACCUUAGCACUGAAAUUUCUUCAGAGACUCCUCUUUGAUUAGCCUACUGCCUCUGUUCACUGUCCUUUGUCUGUCUCUCAGUUCCUAUCCUUCAGUCGCCUUGCUUCUGCACCAUAGUUUCCUGGUUUCAUGGCACCUCUUCCCAGCAGUCUGCCUGUCCCACACAGCUACUGCUGUCAUUAGGACCUGGAUAGUGCCAAACUGAUGGACUUCCCUCUUGGAAGGUGAUCUCACAGACCUUGAGAGCUCUGAUCCUCAAGCAGUUGCAGUGCUCAAUGAACAUCACCAGUUCUGCCAACUGGCACUGGAGACUUCAGCUUCACAAGCAUUGUGUAGUAUAGAUAGCACUGAACUGACUUAUCAGCCAUUCCCCUACCUCAACUUGUUAAUAGGUGUAAAUCUGAAUAGGUAGACUAAAUUCAACUCCAAGUGUAUAUGUGCUCCCAAAUGUUACCUUUCCAACACUAUUAUUUUAUGUAGUCUUUGGGAGAGCAUGAAAAAUCACCAAUGAAUGUGAAACUCCUGUAUUCAGCAAGACAACUCUAUAAUUUUUUUCUGAUUGGUAGGUAGUUCACAUUUGAAUUAGAUUACCCAUGUGUGUUUCGUGGAAAGAUGAGAAAAAUCAAAAAGUCGUGUAGCUGUACUUCUGAAUAUAUUCUUUAUGGAGUAUUGUAGAAACAAUUGUGUUUGCAACUCCUUUCAUCUGUAGCAAAAUAAUGUUACAUGUUUCUAUCUAUACCCCAGACCGCAUUGCUCGAAAUCGCAAAACUAUUGUUUGUCCAAUGAUUGAUGUAAUUGACCAUGACCACUUUGGCUAUGAAACACAAGCUGGAGAUGCAAUGCGAGGUGCAUUUGACUGGGAGAUGUAUUACAAGCGGAUACCCAUUCCUCCUGAAUUACAGAAACCUGACCCGAGUGACCCUUUUGAGUAAGUUCAUGAAACAAAGUGUGAAUAGGUGUUUAACCAGCUAGGCUCUUGACACUGGUGCUUUCAAACGGAUAGAAACUAUCCUUGGCCAUCACAAGUAAUGUUUCAUUUCAAAAGAUAAAAUUCUUUUGUGUUAUCUCUGUCUACUACAACUUUUUGAAAAGAGAAAAUAAGGUCCAUUUCAGAUGUAUAAAAAUAAUUUCAAUUGCAUUCUUGAAAUAAGUCAGAAUGUUGGAUAUUUAAUAGAACAUAUCGCAUGCUGGUACAAAUUAAAUCAAAAUGUAAACUUUAUUUUCUUAAUAAUUAUGAAUUCAGUUAAUAUAGUGGUAGAAUAGCCUGACCAGGUUGGUCCAUGCUUUGGUAACCUCAACACACUUUAUUUUAUCUUAACCGUUGUUGCUAUGUGUGGGUAAAAAUGCAGCAUUGUUAAAUUAAAUAUUUGUUUCAGAGUAAUUAUUUAUUAUUAUUAUUAUUAUUAUUAUUAUUAUUAUUAUUUAUACCCCGCCCAUCUGGCUGAGUUUCCCCAGCCACUCUGGGCGACUCCCAAUCUAGUGUUAAAAAAAUACAGCAUUAAAUAUUAAAAACUUCCCUAAACAGGGCUGCCUUCUGGCGUCUUUUAAAAAUAGGAUAGCUGCUUAUUUCCUUGACAUCUGAUGGGAGGGCGUUCCACAGGGCGGGCGCUACUACCGAGAAGGCCCUCUGUCUGGUUCCCUGUAACCUCACUUCUCGCAGCGAGGAAACCACCAGAAGGCCCUCGAAGCUGGAUCUCAGUGUCCGGGCUGAACGAUAGGGGUGGAGACGCUCCUUCAGGUAUACAGGACCAAGGCCGUUUUGCUGCCUAGACCAAUUAAGGAGAGGAAGAAUGUUAAAAGGUACAACACUGGGCCUUUGUUAGAUAAUGUGGGCUGUAUUCCCACACAGAUUGACACCUUCCACUAUUGGAGGUCUCGUUAAUUCAUUCUGAAGGAAACUGCCAAGUUCUCCUGGGUUCAUAGUUUAAAGAUAUACUGUGCAACAACAUCACAUAGAUUAAAAAUAUUAAGGUGGAGCAGUAGAAAAAAUACUAAAGUAUGAAAUGUGAUUUCAGGAAUGUAAUUUAUUGAUAUAUGGAUGUAAUGGUGGCAUAACUAUAAUGAUAGGUUUUGUAAUGUGAAGGAUUUCCCCCCUUAAGAUCUCCUGUAAUGGCUGGAGGACUGUUUGCAGUCGACAGAAAGUGGUUCUGGGAGCUGGGAGGAUAUGAUGCAGGCCUGGAAAUAUGGGGUGGAGAACAGUAUGAAAUAUCAUUUAAGGUGAGUUAUGUUCCCUGAAAACUUUUAUUUGAAAAAAUGCUGAAUAAUGAAGUAGUUUAUAGACGUGAAGCACCAGUUUGCAGUCUUUGUUUUUCUGUGUGUUUAUAAAAUAAAACUGUUGAAAGGAUUUCUGCAACAUUUCUUGAAAAGAACAUUUUACUUUAAUAAACCAAAAAUAUGGCUAAGAAUCGAAAGCCUCUGUGAGGUUACAUGCCAACUGCUAAAUGAUACCUGAUCUGUAAUAUGAGAAGUGAAUAUUUGAGUGAUUGAUAGACAAACUGAAAGGCAAUCAGUUUCUGCUAAGCUGGUUACGUAGCCAAUAGUAAGCCAAGGAAGCAGGAGCAUAAUGAAUGAAUAGAAUAUUAUUUUUGUAAGUGUCAUGAAACAAAAUGGCUUGCUACUAUAGUCUUCUGUACGUAGAACACUCUAUUGUCAUAAGCUGGAACAAAUGAAUAAAUUCAUGUGGGCACCUCAUCAAAUUAAGAAGCUAGCUACUCAUGGAUCAGCUUGUUCAUUGACCUGUGUGAGCUAUGAGUUUACUUACUAGAAUUUGUUAAGUAGAAUAAAUACAACUGAGGUCUUCAGCAGUACUUCUGGUGAUUAAAAGGCAAACAUUAGAUUAAUAAACAACUUGGUUACUGUAGUUAGCAAAUAUUUUAAUGUCUUUAUUCUACAAUGCUUUUGUGUUUUAGCUUUAGUUUUGCCUUGUGUUUGCAAUUAUUUCUGAUUUUUUUAAAAAAAUACAUAGCCAUUCUACUAGGUCCUGCAUCCAAGUAAAUAAGCCCCACUGCCUCAACAUGAAUCCAACCAACUUGCAAAGAUCACAGGGGAUAAUUUUGCCUUGCCAACAGCCCUUCCCUGAUUAUUAUAAUUACUUUUUUUUCUGCUCACCCCAAAUAGUUUUUCAAAUCUGAACUGUGAUGCAAAAAGCCAUCAAACUACAUUAAUUUGACAAUUAACAUGCAGCAAACAACAUUUUCAUCUCAUUGUUUAACUACAAAAAGCUAAGUGAUAAAGACAUAUUGAAGGUUUCUUAUUUCCUCUGUGAGAUUUCUUUACAGUUGGUUCCAUUUAUCCCUUUUACUAGUGUGGGUAAAGAAAUAGUGUAAUAAUGUAAUUCUCUGCAGGAGAUGGUAAAAGCAGCAUUCAUCUCUUCCAAUUCGGACAUUUUCAAAAACAGUAGUUUCCAAGAGUGAUGACAGUGACUCUGCAAGCUCUUUGUCUUUGAAAUGCUGGAGCAGACACUAUUUGAUCUGCAGGAAAUAAGAAUACUUCAUUCAUCUGCCUACUUGCACACUGUAUUGCAGAGUUUUAUUUCAGGCCAAGGAUGAUAAUUUAUGGUGGGUUAAAUUCACUCUAAUUAAAUCCCAGCAGAAGUCCUCCUUUCUUUGUAUUGUUCAACAGAAAAAGAUGUUUCGCUGAAAUGGUGUGUUUUCAGGAGUUAUGAUAGAUUGAUGCUUUCAUCUGUGGCUGAUAGAAAUUCUGAUAAAGUAAUAAGAAUAAAAGAUUUGUUCAUUAGCAACAAGAACACAGGGUUUUUGAGGCCUAACAGCUAUGAAACUUCAUAUUCAAUUUCAAAACUGCAUCUGUUUAAACAUAAAAAGAUGCUGAGAUCCUGCCUCCGAAGGAGCACAAAGAAUCCACCUAGCACUUCUUCCAAGUAAAAUAAAUGGGAAAUGUUAUGUUUCAAAGACCAAAUUUUCAACCCAUUUUUAACCAACUUUCCCCCCUCCCUCCAUUAAUCUAUUCCAGAUUAUUGCUAGGGAAUUAUUACUUGGGGAACUGUGUAAGAAAAGGGAAAUUAUCAGUUCCCAGCAAUUCUAGGAGAUAACAAAGGAUAGUGUUAAUUACUGCACUUAUCAUUUCAUUUCUUUUAAUGUAGGGAAAUUCCUUUAUAUACUCACUGGAGCAUGUUUGCGUGACAUUAGGGAACCUAAUUGUCUCUUGUCUUAUGUAGCUUAUAGGAAGGACCUGCUUCUCCAAAAAGAUUCCUGUAUCUUGAAAGUUUUUUGAUAGCCUGCUCUGGAUGAGGAUGAAGUAGUCCUAUGCAGUCAGCGGUUAAGGAGCUUUUACCUUGUGCUGGUUGCAAGUGAGGCCAGUUUUCUUCAGGUAGAUUUUAGAAAUGUACAAUUUGUAUUGCUUUUGAUGGGAAGUGAAUUAGUUGAAUUACUAUAAAAAUGUUUCCAAGUGUUUAAUUUUCACCCAAAAGAAAUUUCUCUUUGCAAGAUUAUUUUUAAGGACUAUUAGGUAGUGUAAAUAUAGCCUGUCCUCUAGAGCAAAUGUUUACAUUGAAUAAAAUAGGCAUUUAAAUAUAGAAAGACUCAUAGUUCAAUGAGGAUACCCAUCAAGCUUUGAAUGACAAGCUAUAUUUUGAGAUUUGAUGCAGUACCUCUGAUUCUCUGCUUAUUCUUGAUCAGAUUGCUGGUUGUAACAUAAUGACAUGGAAUCUCUAUCCAACUUCUCUGAUGGUUUCCCUAUUUUGGCUUUGGAUGUGAAGUCUUAGGGGAUUCUCCAGCAGUCCUGCUUCCUUCUUAGCUAUUCACUGUCUUCAAGGGACAAACUAGACAUGACAUGGUUUUAAACUAUGGAAAGGAAGAAUAUAAAUAAAAUUAGUAUGAUGCUGAUUAAAAUGCAUGUAUACAUGUAACUUCUUUACAUGUUUAUGCUCUCUGGAAGACUUAGAAACAGAAGAGCCUUGCUUUUCAGAUUUCUCUCUUGCUGCUUAUAAUAUGUUUGCACUGGAUUACAUUUUUAGUGCUGCGUUUUCUACAGAGUUACUGUAUAGCACUGAUUAAUGCUAGUUAUUACUUCUCAUGAUGUUUUAUUUCUCCCCUGUCAGAGCUGUUCCUUGUGAUUUUUAUAUAAAGCUAGCUUUUUUGUGCUUUGUACUAUGAACAGUGUUGAAUAGAUUUUGUUUAUAUAGGCCUCUGCUUGGGAUCAGUAGCUACACAGAUAGGAAUUUAGGUAGCUUUUAACUAGUUUGGGAGGGUGGAAGUUUAAGAAGUAUGUAAUCUAUGGCACAAUAAUAUAUAUGCUUUGGUUUAUAAUUUUUUAUUAUACCCUACACCCUAACCACUAGACAACAUUGACUUUCCUCAUAAUAGCAGAUAGUCUUGGUAUGGCCAGUCUGAUCUCCUUUCUUGUAAAAUAAGACAAGCGACAGGGUGAUUGCAAGGCAUAAACAGUGCAAUCCUGUUAUUGAAUGCAGAUGGACAAAUAUUGGCAUUGUUUAAGAGGCAACAAUGAGCUGUGUGCUGCCUAACAUACAUAAAAUUAUCUGUGCUAGUAGCUACUGUUUUCUACCAAGAACAGCUGCUUGAUAGACACUUGCUAUUUUUAAUUUCAGUGCUACCUUUUUAAUUCUUACCUUCUUUUUCCUUCUAGUGUAUAAGGCUCUCUUUCUACCAAUCUCUCUUUUUACAGAUUAGUAUGAUAGUUUUCUUUAUGCAGGUUGUAAUGAAUUCUGUCAUCACACAAAGGGAUUGCUAAUAAAAUGAAUCAAAGCAGCAAUGAAAAUGAAUAGGAUGUCUGCUUUUGAAAUUAGAUUUGUGUUCGAGUAGCACAUUAUCAGUUGAAAACAUGAGUGUUUUUAAAAGCAGUUGAGCUGGGUAAGUGUGAGGAAAGGAUAUCUGCAGCACAUUGACAGGAACUCAUAAGCCAGUGGACAAGCAGAUUGUGUAAUCAGAAGUUGUAAUUUUUAAUAUUAAUGGAAUGUGUUAAUCCAUAAUGAAGAUAGUUUUCUGAAAUGCUAUGUAAGUCAGACAACACUGGUUCCAUCUUAGAUGUUUUGGGCUUUUACAUAUUGGGUGCUAUCCAGUGUUAGUCAGGAUCAGAAUAAGCCCAUUUAAAGUUACUGUCUAUUGAUUUCAGUGUGCCUAUUCUGAGUAUAACUUAGAUGUAUAUCACCUGUUGUAUUUUAAUUUUAGCCUGUCCGCCGUUGAUCUAAUUUCUUUGUUUGGAAGUGUUCUUGUAGCUGUGAGACAAUUAUGGCCACACUGUGAAGUUCAUGGGGGAAAUGCUUUCCCCCAGUUGCUUUUGAAGAUCCUUUGCCAUCCAAUCAUUUCUUCCGAGAAGGAGGCUUAGGCCCAGAUGAUAAGCAUCAAUCUCUCUGGCUGAUUAUGUUCUCAGCUAACAUAGCUAAACACACUCCUACCCUGGGUGGAGCUAGUAUAUUCACGUUGCCCUCAGCUACCCAAAAUCAUGCCCCUAAACAUUGUUGUAACUGUUGCAAUCCCCACUGGAACCUUAGGUGAAGGGGUGGGAAUAAAUUAAAAUAAUAAUAUUCAACUAAUUUUUACUCUGAGUAGACCGAUUUAAAUUAAUAGAGCAACUUAUUCAUGUUCAUUAUUUUCAGUAGAUUUAUGCUGAGUAAAAUUUAAUUGAUUACCACCCAGUGUAUCCAUUAAGAAUGGACUAAUUAGUCGGUUUCAGUUCCUCUCAGUUCUUCAUAUUUCCUAUCUUAAAUCUUCUUUUGUCCCAUUUUCACAUUAUUUCAUAAACAUUUUGGAAAAUCCUACAUGGAAAUAGGCAAGCAUUUUCACUUGCAUUUCUCCUAAUAUAAACAUUUUAAUACAAUUUUGUCUAACAUAAGUAAUUGUCUAAUAUAAUGCAUUUUAAACUUUAUUUCCAUUAAUGUGUACACCUCCCCCUAAUACAUAUAUUUUUAUACAUAUCUUUAAGUUUGGGAACUGCAUCCUAAAAUUCAAAAAAUUUGAAGGAUAGCUGCAUUUCAAUCUGCACAUUUGCUCAGUAAAUGUGAAUGAGGUAGGUUCACAUUACAAUGCUAACAAUACCAAUUUCUUCCCCAUUCCUUGUAUCCAUUAAUGAAACUGCCCAUCUGGAAACUGCUCUUUUUGAAUUCAAGAAUUGAUUCAGGGUUGUCACUUAUCAAAACCAAUGGUGAGCAGUACAUUCUCACCACUGUUGAAUUCAUAUUUGACAGGCAAGUCAAAGACUGCUUAAUGUUUAGUUUCCUCUACAGAAUAAAAGCUGGAAAAUGUUUUAAUGAAACCUUUGUUGGAUCAUUAAAAUGUUUACCUUAGCAAACCUAGCCAGACAAUCCUUUUUAAGACAUUUCAGAGCCAGUCUGUUAAUAAAUGGGCAUGGUACUUUAAUACAGAUUAUGUACAUUAUUAGUCAAAGAACUUAAAUUCAUUAAGCCUACUGGAAUGCAUGCACUCAACACUACAUCUGUUUCAAUUACCUAGACUGGCAAAACUUAUAUCCAUAUUUAAUCUAGGUAUCAAGGAAAGUUCCUAGAGAAUGUUGGCACAGAUUCAAUGCUUCUUGAAGAGAAAAUAAUUUUGUUGACUCUUGUUGUUGUUUAGUCGAUUAGUCGCGUCUGACUCUUCGUGACCUUACUUGGACAUAAAUAGAGCCAUAAUUCUGCAAGUAGCAUUUAGUUAAUUGAUGCUCCAUUUUUAAAAAAUAGUUAUGCACGUUUGCUUAUUUCAGGAAUACAUCAGCAUAUGUAUUUCUGCGAAAGCAGCAGUGGAAGGGCAUGUUGGCACUGUAGUAGAGUUACAAAAUAGCAAGUAAGGUGUUGAUGUGUGACCUAAAAUCUUUAACUUUCUCCAGAUAACUCUGCGAUUGUAUGUAAUAACACUACAUAAGAAUCUACAAAAGUAUUCAACUUUAGUAGUCAUGUGUUUACAUGUGCAUUGACUUUCCGAAUUCUUUGAACUACCUAAGCUACAUACUGCUUUUGAUUCAUGCUAGGUUCAUUUCUUGGUGUUGGAUCUGGUGGUAUUUUUAUGUCACAGUGGUGACAUAGUUUCAAAUAUGCACAACUUUAAAAGCUUGAAUAACAUGACGUCUGAAUGCAUUUAUGAUGUUUUAAAAAUAGUUUACUAAGGUAACAAACUUACUACUUGAUAUGACUUUGAAAAAGCUUUUAUUUCCAUCAUAUUCAGAAAAUUCUGAUCUGUGCUUACUCUCUCUGGCAUCUGACAGGUAUGGAUGUGUGGGGGUCGUAUGGAAGAUAUUCCUUGUUCCCGUGUUGGUCAUAUCUACAGAAAAUAUGUUCCUUACAAGGUUCCUUCAGGAGUCAGCUUGGCAAGAGUAAGAGCCUGUCUUGCUAAAUUUCCUUUGUUCCUUGUAUUCAGUCAAGAUGCAAUCUUCUAAAAAGAUAGUGGGUGAGAUGCAUUUUUUAACAUUAGUGCAAGAAGUUUGGGAGUUGACAUUGUUUUGCAAGCAAAUGAUAGCACACAAGCUGAACUCUCACAAACCAUAAAAAUAGUUGCUCUAAGGGUUGCGCUACAUCUUUAACAAGUGGUUUCUGUAGUGUAGAGGUUGUCUCAUUUGCCUAAAACACUGAAGGUCCCCUUUUCAAAACCAGACAGAAAUAGGUAAAUAUUCUGGGGGAAGGGCCACAGCUCACUGGUAGAGCAUCUGCUUGAAGGUCCCUGGCACCUCCAGCUAGAGCUGGGAAAAGCUCCCUGUCUGAAACCCUAGUAACCAGUUGCCAGUCAUUGUAGACAAUACUGAGCUAGAUAGAUCAGUACUUUGAGUCAGUAUAAGGUAGUUUCCUUUGUUCCUGUUGUGAGAUACUCAUUGGAUUAGGUUGCUGCACUAGAUUAAGAACUGAACAAGGCUACGUAUAACAAUGGCUGUUGGUUGAGCUGGCUGCCACAUUUUGAUAUCCUUUAUCUUUAGCUUUCUUUAUAUUAAAAACCCAUUAGAAUGACAAACAUCAUCCCCCCAGUGAAGGGCAAAUGUGUCAAUAAUAGGAUGAUUCCUUUAAACUGGCAGGACAUCUGAAAUCAGAUUGAUUCACAUUAAUAUAUUCUUCAGGAUAAUUCAAAAUAUGUACACAUGAGGAUCCUCAGUGUUACUACCCAGACAUUAAAAGUUUGUCCUCUCACAUGAGUGAAUUUGUCCUCUCACGUUAGUGAAUUUUCAUAUGCAAAGAUGAGUGCUUUUAUUUGGUAUUCAGAGGUGUGUAGUUUAAAGAAGGGUAGAUACUCCCUCUGGUGGGAAAAGACAGUAACAGAAGAAGAAGAAACAUGACUGAAAAGACUUCUCUCUCCCUGAGUCACAAUUAACUACCUAAAGAACACAAUUACUUUUAAAGUUCUUUUUGAUGAAAUACAGUAGAUGCUCAGGGCCCAGUUUAAUUCAACCUUUAUAGAAUGUUCUGGUUGUCUGACUCCUUGGAAGAGCAGUCAUCUUACUGUACCAUCUGAUUGGGUUUGGACUUAUUAAUGUAGUAUUUUGAAGUCCAUAAAGCCCUUUAUGCGUGCCUCCAUGUAAGGCAGCUAAUUAAUCUCUCAUAUGUGCAUCCUGUAUAAUUCAAAUUUAUGGAUAUGCUUAUUUUCAAUUCUUCAUUUCAAAUAUAUUGUCAACUAUGUAGAACCUGAAGCGUGUUGCUGAGGUGUGGAUGGAUGAAUAUGCAGAGUACAUUUACCAGAGGAGACCUGAAUAUCGGCAUCUGUCUGCAGGAGAUGUGACUGCUCAGAAAGAACUUCGCAGUAAUCUCAACUGCAAAAGUUUCAAGUGGUUCAUGAAUGAAGUUGCUUGGGACUUGCAAAAGUUCUAUCCACCAGUGGAGCCUCCAGCAGCUGCCUGGGGAGAGGUUGGUUUAUUCAAGAAAUUCAGCUGUAUCAAGAAGUCCCAGCCAUGCUAUGGUGUAUGGUUGCAGAUCAAACCACAGGAUUUCCACUACCCGCUGAGUCCAUCUUUAAGUGAAAUGGUUGUGCAUGUUUACUUCUGUACAUACUUGAUGGUGCAGAACUUUUCAGAAGGGAUGGGAAACCUGAGGCCUUCCCAAAGUUGCUGGACUUCCACCUCCCAUAAGUGCCAGCCAACAGAGCCAAUGGUCAUGUAUGAUGGGAGGGGUGAUCUAACAACACCAGUUUCCAUAUCCCUGUCAUGCAGGAAUUUAGUGAAUGUAUAUGAAUAUGGCUAGAAAAGGUUGUUUUCAAUACACUUCAGAAUCCAUUAGCAGAAAGCCUAACUUUACUAAAACUAUUGAAAACAGUACACACUGAACUUCUGAGGUAUGUUUGCUCCUUAAGAUUUACAUACUAUGACAGCCCAUUAUCAGGUUUAACCCUGACCUAAGAAUGGGUAGUAAAUCCAAGGCUUUGAUCAUUUCUUUUUUAAUAUCACUGCCUUCACAAUUCUCCACUGAAGCCACUUGUUAAAUGGCUCUCAAGCUCAGAUGUGUAUUCAACAUGCUGCUUCUUUUCCUUUGAGACACAGAGCAGAUUGUUCUAGAUCCCUUUUCUUGGCUUCUCAGUUCUUGAGAAUUCUUGUCACAUCCACACACAUACAUAUAUAGAAAUCAUAUUGUCUUGUGUCUUUGCAUUUAUGCCAGCGUUUGUUAUGGGAUAGCAUAGGGACUGCCUGUAUUUCAGCCCCCUGUUUACACACAUUUAAUAUGUGUGUGACAAUGUAUAUGCACAUUGCACCAAACCCAGAAGUGACCUUGAAACAUCAUAAAGACAUCACUGAAAUGUCACUAAAAGGGCAGAAUGGGGUGUUUGCAGGCUUUUUCAGUGCAUUUCUAUUAUACGCGAUUUCAAUGACAUGCGCAGUGCCUCAGAAUGUAGGCCCUGUGUAAGCAGGGGACCAACCCAGCAGUUCAAAAGCACACCAGUGCAAGUAGAUAAAUAGGUACCGUUGCAGCGGGAAGGUAAACGGCGUUUCUGUGCGCUCUGGCUUCCAUUACGGUGUUCCGUUGCACCAGAAGCGGUUUAGUCAUGCUGACCACAUGACUCGAAAAGCUGUCUGUGGACAAACAUCGGCUCAUUCAGCCUGAAGCGAGAUGAGUGACACAUCCCAUAGUUGCCUUUGACUGGACUUAACUGUCCAGGGGUCCUUUACCUUUACCUUUUACCUGUACUUCAGUUUCCUUGACUGCCUCUAUGUCAAGAAGUUAGAUGCAAAGCUAAUCAGCAACUUAAUCUUUCAGGUCCGUAAUGUAGGAACCGGCCUCUGUGCAGAUACCAAACAUGGAGCCCUUGGUUCCCCACUACGGGUUGAAGCCUGUGUGAAAGGCAGAGGAGAAGCUGCCUGGAACAGUGUGCAGGUAUUUGCAUUCUUUUUUAUAAUUAUCUCAUUCUUAUUGUUUCCGCAGGCAGUUUUAGAAAGAACUAUUUUAUGCAAAGUUUGUAUUACUGAAAUACCACAAUAUCUUCACUAAUGUAAGACUAAGAGGGGGUUUGCUAGGGGAGUAGAAUGUAAUCUGCUGGUCUAGAUAUUACACAGAUGCUAAUUAUCAAGCUGAAGGCCUUGGUAUGUAAACACACCUGGGGUGCAGGAGAUGAGUACUUUAAAUUAUGUGCAUGAGUGCUGUGGCAGAAAACCAUUAUUAUCUGGAGCCAAAUCCUGAGGUGACUAGAGAGGAGGCAGACAGGAAAAGGUUAAUAAGACACUAGUCAUGCAACUGUACUAUGCACUGACAUCAUUUCUAAGUAUCUUCUGAAAAACCAUAUUAAUGAAUCUGCUACUAUAUCCAGUGACCACUUAGUGUCACAGGAGGUAUAAUUAACACUCCUGUGGAUGCUAAUGAGAGAUUAAACUGGAUAGGGAAUAUUUUCACCGAAUAUUUUCAUUUCUUAAUGUAUAAGAUGCUAGAAGUGACAGCUUUAUUCUAACAUAAUAUGUAAAAUGAUAAGUUGCUGACUACCAUUUCAGUUGCCUGGAAAUGGAAAAUUAAACCAACUGACUUUGAAACUUACCAUAUUUUUCCGUGUAUAUGACUAUAUUUCCCCCCUAUUUUUUCAAGUUUAAAAUUGGGGGGGGGGGGUCAUCUGAUAGUGCAUAUGGGGGAUUUCUUUAUUUGGAGUCCCAAAAAAUAGGCGUUGUGUUAUACACAGGGGCGUGUUAUACACAGAAAAAUAUGGUAAAUCCAAAAGGCCUGCAUGAGUUUUAUAUGCAAUUUAUGUUGAGUUGUAAAAAUUAAUGUGGAUGUUGAAAUAUAUUUUUGGUCUAAUUCUUCCAUAAAGAGAUUUCCUUUGUUUUUUUAUUAGUACUAACAGUAGCAGCAUGAAACAGUUGCUUCCAUGUCUUCUCAUUACUGAAUUGGUGUGGUGGUACUUCAACUCCAGAGAUAUUCCUGCUGUCCUCCAAAAGAAUACAAGCCUAUAGAGCUCCAAUAACCACACAUUUUGUAGAACUGUUCUUGCUGUAGUGAAUCUUGUUGUCUCUCGUUUUUCUUCCUGUUGUUAAAUCUUUCAGUGCUAGUCAGUUUCAACUAAGGGAAAUUACUGUGACAGAUUGUUGGUUAUGGUCAGCUAGGUUUUGCUCCAGAGUAGACUCAUUGAAAUCAAUAAGCUUGAUUAAGUUAGGUUUAUUUUAUUCACUUGGUUUGAAUAAAAUUUAAAAAGCACCCUAUAUUAGUUCCAUUUCUUUUCUUCCCAUUUAUUUAUUUAUUUAGCAGAUUUAUAUCCUGUUUUUUAACUACAGUCUUCAAAGUGGCUCACAAUAUUUAUAAACAUACAAUAGAUACUUCAAGAGCCACUCACUUAAAACAAACCAAAAUCAAUCUGCUCCGUUUGAGCAACUGAUGUUCUUUUCCACAGGGCAACUGGUAUUAAAUGGCCCGUGGGGGGGUGUCAUUUGCAGGCUUCCAGUUCAAACACAACUGCCAUUGUAGAGCUCCUUUUCAGUGUUUGCGUUUCUUAACAAUGCCACAAUUCUAUUUCUGUAUUUCUUGCCCUGUCCAAAGGAGAGGGUAGUUCUUCACAUUGAGUAGUACUGAAGGGCAGGGAUGCAUAAAACAAAGAAGUCUGGAUUUUUGUCCUCAUCGUUUGUUCUGAGGGUUUGAUGUUUGUCCUAGCAGGUGUUCACAUUUAGCUGGCGAGAGGACAUCCGUCCAGGAGACCCCCAGCACACAAAGAAAUUCUGUUUUGAUGCUGUUUCCCACAACAGCCCAGUGACUCUCUAUGACUGUCAUGGAAUGAAGGGGAAUCAGCUAUGGAAAUACAGGAAAGUGAGUGUGUUAUUACUCAGAAUGUGGAAACCAUUACUUCUGCAUUAUGGUUAACUGUAAUAUCUUGAAAAAUAUUCAUAUUGUAAUAUUUUGUCCCUAUGUUUGGGACAACAUGUUAUGUGGAAUCCCCUUUUUAUUAAAAGAACAAUAGGGCAUAGUAACAUCUCUUCCAGAGAUAGCAAAUAAACCUGCUUGUUGUAAGUGUACCAUAUAAAGUGGUAUUCAAUUGUUCCAUGAUAGGAACUUUUCCUGUCAUGCCACUCGUAUACUGCUCUUCUACUUGGGAACAGGGGGGCUUCAGAUAUUGGACUUAAACUCCCCUCACCAAACUCCCCUUAGCUAAACUAGCUGGGGCUGAUGGAAAUUGGAGUCCAGCAACAACAACUGAUGGGCCAUAGGCUUUGAAAAGUUUAUCCUUUUUUAAAAAAGGAACAAAGACCUGGGAUUAUAUUCAUGGAUGGCAGAAAUACUCAAAAGCAAUGAUAAUUGCAGUAUCUAUAAAGUACAAAUUUCCACAAUACAAAACAAGGAAUCAUAAGGCAGGCUUGGGUAAACUGUUGUCAUGAGGGCAAGACAUCUUCCCAAGGAAUCUCAGGGUUCAGAUCUCAUCAUUGACCCCUGCUUCAUAAUAUCAGUGAACCCAAUUCUAGAAUUCUUAAGCCACAUGAAGAAGUGUUGAAGUUCAGUGAGGUGUAGCCCAGACAUUCCAGUGCCUACUUCAGAAAGAUUUGGAUACAAGUAAGAGUUGAAGACAAGGACAAUAAGUUAACAAUAUGCUUGCGCGAAACACUAUUCCAAGUGAGGUCUAGUGGAUAACCUGUUGGAUUUGAAUAAGGGAAGAGUGAUUUUCUUCAGUACUCAUUUUUUAUUUCAGUUGUGAAGAUAGAUUUAUUUAUUUAUUUAUUUAGUUUGAAAUUGCUUAGCUAAAGCAAUGUACAGUACAAUAAAUGUGGAGAAAUGCUACUUCUAAAGAAGAGCUGCUGUUAGAUAAGUAAUAAAAUGACAGAUACAUUUUUUUUUAAGCUGCUUUCUGAAGUCUGUGGCAUAUAUUCAAGUCCAGCAAACUGAUUUCUAAUUUUCAUCCUUAGGACAAGACUCUUUACCACCCAGUAAGUGGCAGCUGCAUGGACUGUAGUGAGAGUGACCGAAAAAUCUUCAUGAGCACAUGCAAUCCUUCCUCUCCGACACAGCAGUGGAUAUUUGAACACACAAAUUCAACAGUCUUGGAAAACUUUAACAAGAAUCUUGAUCUUUAAAGACUAUCUAUAUGUAUAUAUUACAGCUAUAAUUUUUACAGGGGAGAUGACAAAUUUUUUAAAAGAAUAAUUUUUUAAAAACAAUAAAAGGGAAAAUCUCAGGAGAGGGUGUGACUAUCAGGCCAGUCUUUACUUUGAUGAUGCUGCAUCCCAUUAACAAGAUGUCUAGAAAUCUAUAUUGCUAUAAUUACACCACAGAUUGAAACCUAGUUCUCUAAUGCAGGACCGUAUCCUUUCAUAAUCUUCUAGUUUUUCAGCUAUUAAGGUCACAUCUAAGCCCGCGUAUUUUUCAUAAGGGUAAUGUGCAACUGUCAUGAAUUCUGCACCACAUUGUCUCAAAGCCAAACCCAUAGAUCCAUACAGCAGCCAAGGAUUAGUGUUAUGAUAAUGCAUAUCUCCAGUCUGGAUGGUUUAAGAGCAGUGUUGGCACUGGCUUUUUACACUGACCCUUAGUUUGGUGGCAUGAAGUUGUUCAUUGCACUGGAGCUCUUGAAUAGAGCCGUUCCCUACCAAGAGAGAGAUUUGCAGUUGUUGGACUACAAACCCCAUGGGGAUUAGCUGCAUGAGGAGCUGCAGCCAAUCCUUGUCAAAAGUUGAAUGCAUACCCCUUUCAACAGGCAUCUUCCUUUGCAGCCCAGCUUGAGUUCAAACAUAGGAAGAAAAGAGUCAGAAAGGCUCUUGGAGUACACUCCCAAUUCUUUCAUUUGAAGCUGGGCUGCCUGACAUGGCGAUGUCAGCUUAUUGGCAGGUGGGUGGCCCUACCCACCUGUCAAAGUAGUCUACCUGGGAGGGGAGGGGAACUCAGGAUCCCACCCACCAGACAGAUCCUCUGCCAGACCCCUGAGUUAGGCAAAUCAGCUGAGUCAUGGAUAAUAUACCUGUUCACAGACAUACGACUUGAACUCAAAAGACCCAGUUAUACAGACAGAACUAGGGCUAAAAUUCUAAGAUCGCUGCAUGAAAUUUAAUUCCCCAGUAACAUGGGUGAGACGGACUUCCAAAUAAGUAUGUUUUAAGAUUGCAGUGAAAUUCUUAGUGACGUACCUGUUAAACCAACUUAUAGCAUCCAGCCACACCUGGGGCUGCAUGCACAACAAUAUCCUACCAAAAAAUGACAACUGCAGUGCUCUACAAAAGUACAGUGGUGCCUCGCAAGACAAAAUUAAUCCGUUCCGCGAGUAUCUUCGUCUAGCGGUUUUUUCGUCUUGCGAAGCAACCCUAUUAGCGGAUUAGCGCUAUUAGCGGUUUAGCGGCUAUUAAAGGCUUAGCGGCUUAGCUGCUAAAAGGCUAUUAAAGGCUUAGCGGCUUAGAAAAAGGGGGGGAAAGCGGGAAAAAAAUCUCAAGACUCGCAAGACAUUUUCGUCUUGCGAAGCAAGCCCAUAGGGAAAUUCGUCCUGCGAAGCGCAUUGAAAACGGAAAACCCUUUUGUCUAGCGGGUUUUCCGUCUUGCGAGGCAUUCGUCUUGCGGGGCACCACUGUAAAGGAUACAUAAAGUGCAGCAUCUUUCACAGCUUAGGCCUCCCUGCAUCUCAUUCCAAAUGACUUAAAUGAUCAUCUUUAAAAUCUUCAUUGAAAAUAACUGGAGUGUGAUUCCUGUCAGUUUUUCAUAUUCACGAAUUUGACUUUACAAACUCCCCAGUUCCGUGUUAGCUGCAGUUUUACUCAGCAUUCCCCAUUGUCCAAUAUUUUUAGGUUAGUGAAUUGGGCAAAAUAUUUUACAGCACAAUUCUCUUGGCUUCAGUUAGACCUUGAUAUCAUUAGUUUUUCUUGACGUAGUUAAACCUGCAUUUUUGUUCAACUCAGGCUGAGAUCUGUUUUAAAAUAUCACUAGUGAUAGAUGAUUUCCUGUGGGGAUUUUUAGAGGAUUGUUUUUAAUGCCUUCCCGUGUGUUAACAGGUGCUAAUUUGCCUCUUCCAGUUCUACCUCACUAGUCUGUCACUGGUUAUCAAAACAAUGUCUCAUGGUACACUCAGAAGAUCAAUUCAUACUUAGGUUUAUUUAUUUUGUUCAGUUAAGGGAAAUAAUCCACAUGCAGGGAUUUCCUGUUAAGGACACCAAUAUGAAAGGAAAGAGCUGUUCUGGGUGUGAAGGCUUCCUUGUGCAUAUAUAGACUGCUGGUCAUGACCUCUUUCCUUUAUUUCUUCCAACGCUAAUUUCUUUCACCUCAAUUCUGAUCCCAUGCUAGCUGAAUUUUCUGCUCCUAGUUUGUUCCAGUCAUCCUUAUGUUUUUCCAUCAAAAGUAAUAUGUGUCUAAUUUAGCAAGCUAGUACACCUUCAGUUAAUGAUACAUCUAAGAACUAGUGCUGUUUGCAGUGGGCUACUAACCAGAUGGCAAAGUAACAGGAAUUUAAAAAUUAAAAAGGCCAUUAAUUCAUAUUUCAUAUUCCCCGUUUAGCUGCAGAAUCACAUACCCUUCUACUUACUUCCCAUCAUCUUUUUGUUCCCUGUAAUGUUUUCUCUGCAAUAAAACUGAAGGCCAUUGUCUAGGCAGGGUGAAAACAUAAUUAUGCUGAAUAGUCAAUACAUAGGUUGAGUUGAAGUACUGUAAUGUUUUAGUGUUCAUGCAGUAGUAAUCUUUACAACAGUCCUGCAAAGUAGACCAGUAUUAGUGCAAGGCUGUCUAACAAGUUCAUGACUGAGGUGAGACUUUAAUUUAGGGAGUUUUUAUCUUGCAAUCUCAGACACUUUACUAUGUUGCUCUAGGAAAGUUUCUGUGAUUGUUACUAUCCUGUUGAAACCAAACACCAAAAGCCAGAUGUUAAAAUAUUCUUAAGAGCUUCCUCUCUGCAGCAAUAUAAAUACUUGUCAAGUUACAAAAUAUCUUAAACAUAUUUAACUCUGGCUGAGUGGCGAUCUCUGCACAUAAGUAAUGCAUUCAAUCCUGGAAGCCCCAGGCAAUGGUUUGAAAGCAUUGUUAGCAGGCCACCUGUUGGUUGAGAAAUGAAAAUGCAUUUUACUACGUUUAUCUGUAAUUAAUCUUCUGCUUUAUUUAUAUUCAUAAUAACUAAAGCAUGAGUCUAUAAAACCGUAUUUGCAUGCAUGAUAAGGGUGUCAGAUAACAAAACUGAAAAUACUUUGCUCUUGAAUAUUUUAGGAUGUGUAGCUAAGAUUCCUGGUCACACUUCAGUUACUUGACCUCAACUUCCUUGUGCUAAGCAAAAAAACUGUUCAGUUGUGCUGACACUAAGGCUUUUGGAGGAAAGCAGUGUGCACAGUAUUAACAUGCACAUUGGGUGUCCGUGUUUUGUUCCAGUCAGGCCUGAUUUAUACUUUUGAUUUCAGCAUAAUUGCUGCUUGAGAAGCACCUCCACAGGAUGGAUCAAAGAGAGUGUAGUGGGGGGGAUGGUGGGUAGGUUGAGCAAGCAGUUUGUGUGAAAUGGCUCCCUACGUGGUUGUAGUGAUUUCAGUAUGGCAUCUCAAUUCAAAAAUCUAAAUGUUUUCAAUGGUUUGGUUGAAAUGUGUGGACUGAAAUGUGUCUGUUGCUAGCAGUGAUAUUAUCUGAAUCCUUCAAAGCCAUCUGAAGAUCUUGGCUGCAGGAAAUAACCCCAUCUGGUUUAGAAAAUUCUUGUAUUCAAACAUACACCUUUUGUGGUCUUAAGUAAUGUUAUCAAAAUCAAAUUUAACAGCAUCAUUAAAAUAAAGAAGUGCCUUUUUAAAUGCAAAUGUUCAGCAAGUACCUAAACUUGAACAAUUUCCUAGUGCCUUGGACUGGAGUGGGAUGUUGGAUGUACAAGAGUACAGUACAAUGUGCAAUUAGUGAUGUUUUAGGAAGAUUUUUGUGUUUAAAUAUCCAAUUUCAAGUUCAUAUUGUAGAAUGGAAAGUUUAUGGUCUUGGUUUAGAAAACCAGUUGCUAAGUUUCAUUACUCAAAACAAAAAUGGUGUAAAGGACGUGAAUGAGCAUCCCUAUAUACCCCUGAUGGCUGAUUCUGACAGUUUCGUAAGUGGCUCCUGAUCCCAAAUGUUGGCAUACAAACAUACAAGGUUCACCAUGCAGUGUCUUCCACCAAUAGUCUAUGACACAUAUCAAAAUAAAUCAACAGGGUAGCUUCCAUAAAAUGUAUGGGUCAUUCAUUAGAAAUAUUUGUCAAUAUCUAGUCCAGGCUUCCUCAACCUCGGUCCUACAGAUGUUUUGAGACUAUAAUUCCCAUCAUUCCUGACCACUGGUCUUGCUAGCUAGGGAUCAUGGGAGUUGUAGGCCAAAAACAUCUGGAGGGCCGAAAUUGAGGAAGCCUGAUCUAGUCAGCAUCAUAACAGAGAAGCAGUAAAGCAACUUGUUUCCACCCUCAUACAUACAUACUUGAAUACCUUUUUCAAAAUGGUAUCUGUUUCACUCAGCGGAGCAAACACCUGUAGAGUUUGACCCAAAAGCCUCUAUACAGCAUAUCCCAAGCAGUUGAAAGGUUAGCUAUCAGGACAAUGUGUGAGUACUGUGUUCCUGUAGGCCAUAGUGGUGUGACACAAGUGGCUUUAUCAUUACAAGGAUUCGUGGGCUAUAUAAAAAGACAUAUUUUCACCGUCAAACGGCCUCAGUACUGUAUACCUGAAGAAGCAUCUCCACCCCAUUGUCCAGCCUGGACACAGAUCCAGCGCCGAGGGCCUGCUGGUGAUUUCCUCACUGUGAGAAGUGAGGUUACAGGGAACCAGACAGAGGGCCUUCUCGGUAGUGGAGCCUGCCCCGUGGAAUGCCCUCCCAGCAGAUGUCAAGGCAAUAAGCAACUAUUUUACUUUUAAGAGACAACUGAAAGCAGCCCUGUUUAGGGAAGUUUUUAGUGUUUGAUGCUGUAUUGUUUUUAAUAUUCAGUUGGAAGCCGCCCAGAGUGGCUGGGGAAACCAUAAUAAUAAUAAUAAUAUCAUCAAAACAAUACUGCAAUUUGAUUAGAUUUUUGCUAUGAAGCUGUGAUGUAAAAAACAACAACAACCACAUCUGAAAAGAGCAGAAGACUUACAGUAGUUUGCUUUAUGUUUCAUAGAACUACUCACAGUACUAACAUGGAUAUAACCACCCCUGGUUUAAGACAGUCUAAACUAGUGUAAGCAGUCUGAUUAGCUUCUUAAUAUACUGUAAUAUCUAAACUAGCUGAAUUCCUACUAAUUUCAACAGGACUUGCUGCUUAGCAUGUACAGAAAUGCUCAAAGGCCUUGCUGCAGAGUCCUUCUGGGCACCCUAUCAAAUAUGAAGAAGAGUUCUAGAAGGUUCCUUAACUUGUGGUAAACAUUGAGGCAUUUUCCACCAAUUUUAUUUCAUUGGAAAGUGCUUGGAAGAUACUAACAGCAUAGAGGUGUCUUCUCAACUUUGUGAUUUUGCUUCUGUUUUGUGGGUAACCAUGUCCAAAAUUAGAUGUGAUGGCAGCAAAAAAAUGGGGAAGGGAGUCUUAAGAACAAAAAGAGUGUACCUGUGAGAGCCUGUAGAAAGAGUUUGUGUGCAGAGAGAAAGAGAAAGCGCUGAACCUUCCCCACACCUGCCACUCACCUUCCUGUGGCCCGUUCCUCACCCUUUGUUUCCCAGCCUGCCUUAUUUCCUAUAUUAGAGCCUAGAUGAGCGAAAAGUGACAUGGGGGGACAACCCACAAGGAGAUGCUCUGAAGACAGGGUGAGUGGUUAGGGUUUAGCACAUCUUCCCAAAUAAACCUUUUAAAUUAUAUCUGAUACAAAUUGCUUUAUUUGUGAUGGGAGGUAGAGAAGUGUAGCUGCAAAUGCUCACAUGUAGUUUGGCUUUAGAUUUUUCUAGGGUCUCAGUGUUAUAAACUCUAUAUGAUUCCUAAGAUGUCACAUGUAAUCAUAUAUGGAACAAGAUGACAAUUUAGAUAAAAAUUCAUUACCCAUUAAUAAAAGGCUUUUUGACCUGCAUUCUGUUCAGGACCAUCCUAAUGCUUCUGUAGUCACCCAGAGAUUUCCAGUUUCAAUUUGAUUAGGCUAGAACCAUGCAAGCACAUUCCAUUGUUGCAAAUAGGUAGGAGCUUUUUAUCCUAAAUAAAAUUAUAUUAACUAAGUUAAUGACAUUGCAUUGUAUAAUCAAGCUAACUGGCUAAGGUUGCAAUUGUAACACCACUUACCUGGGAGUAAGCCCAUUGACUUCAGUAAGCCUUACUUCUGAGAAGAAAUGGUAAGGAUUAUGUUGGAAAACACCAUCUCUCUUCCAACAAUAGUAUCAAGUGGCCAACUAUGUUUUGAGAUGAUGUUAUACAGGGACUCUUUGUUUCGACAUUGUAAUGCAUGCUUAACAGAUUGUUUGAAAUUGGAUGUUGCAGCAUAAACCAGUGUAUUUAUUUUGUGCAUCUCAGGACACUGUCCUAUUGUGUUGGGGGGAGGUAAAGGAUGUCUAGCACUUUAAUUUAGAAUCUUUGAUAAAUUGGAAAUCAUUUGGGUGUAAGGUAUAGUGUUUCUAAGAGAUGAAUGGACUUUCUUUUAUAAUAUAUUUAAAAUAAAUUUGUAUUGUGUCUUUUUCUG
Messenger RNA from Podarcis lilfordi (Lilford's wall lizard), 37577 nucleotides. Lineage: Eukaryota; Metazoa; Chordata; Lepidosauria; Squamata; Lacertidae. The record is from the annotation of a GenBank genome assembly.